Molecule: messenger RNA, 1287 nt
Organism: Fusarium pseudograminearum CS3096
Lineage: Eukaryota; Fungi; Ascomycota; Sordariomycetes; Hypocreales; Nectriaceae
Exons: 2
Coding region: 1-1287 (428 amino acids)
Molecular function (GO): protein binding
Source: RefSeq, a predicted model, not a curated record
AUGUCUUUCUUCAAGAAGAUCGCCAAGGAGUUUGAGAACCUUGGAAUCGGCGACAAGAAGGAGGAACAGCAACAGCAGCAGCCUCCUCAGCAGCAGCCUCCUCAGCAGCAGCCUCACGACGGUAACCGCGCCUACGGCGACAACGGAUACGCAUCUCCUCCUCCCCAGCAGCAGUACGGCGGCGCGCCCGGAUACGGUGCUCCUCCCCAGCAGUACGGUUCGCCCGCUCCUCAGGGAUACGGCGCUCCCUCUCCUCAACAAUACGGCUCGCCUGCUCCUCAGCAGCAAUACGGUGCCCCUCCUCCCCAACCGGCCUACCAACCUCCUUCCGAUCGUCCUCCUCUGCCUCAGGGCUGGACUGCUCAGUUCGACCAAAACUCCCAGCGAUGGUACUACGUUGAGCAAGCUACCGGUCGCACCCAGUGGGAGGCUCCUCAGGCUCAGCAUGCUCCUCCUCCUCCUCCCCCGGACUCUCGUCCUCCUUAUGAGUCUCAGCCUUCUGAUGGAUCUCGCGGCUACGGUGGUGCUCCUGGUGGCUAUGGAUCCCCAGCACCCGGUGGAUACGGUUCUCCAGCUCCUGGUGGCUAUGGUGCUCCUGCUCCUGGUGGCUAUGGCUCUCCUGCUCCUGGUGGCUAUGGUGCUCCCUCUCCCUACGGAGCUCCUGGCGGUUACGGAUCGCCUGCUCCAGGUGGUUACGGUGCCCCCUCACCCUACGGUGCCCCUCAGGGUCAGUACGGCGCUCCCCAGGGCCAGUACGGUGCUCCUCAGGGCCAGUAUGGUCAGGAGGGUGACCGCGGUUAUGGUGACAACAGCAAUAACCCCUACCCUCAAGGAGAGAAGAAGAAGAGUGGCAGCUCCGGUAUGCUCCUCGGUGCCGCCGGUGGUCUCGCACUUGGUGCUGUAGGUGGUGCCCUGAUUGCCAAUGAGCUCAACGACAGCGAUAGCGAUCAUGAGCACCACGCCGCUGCCGCAGCUGCUCCCGCAGCUGCUGCCCCUGUUGAGCAACAACCUCAAGUCAUCAACAACUACUACGGUGCUCCACCAGAGGAUCCAUAUGCCGAUCCUUACGCCCAGGAUGGCCCACCUGGUGUGCUGCCUACUCACGAUGCGGAUGGUAACUCUGUCUCGUCCAGUGACCGUGAGGAGGUGCAAGAAGCUCGUGAAGAGUACGAAGAGGCCAUGGCCAAGGCUGCCGACUCGGACGCCAGCAGUAGUGACAUCGAGGCCGCUGAAGAGGCUCGUGAGGAGUACGAGGAAGUUUACGAGGAGGUGUAUGAGGAUGAAUAA